AUGCCAAGACGUCCAUGCCGCACCUUUAAUACGGACAGCGCUUUCCGCUUGCGGCAUCUACUGCAACCAUUGUCGUUACGUGCUGACGGUCGCACAUGCAGUUAUACUUCUCUGUCUGCCCAGUCUACUUCUCGUAUGUACACUCGCAAACAGAAACAGACAUACAGACAUCCGCUAACAUUGACCAUCUUGACUGUCAUUUUUUCGAAAAUCAAGCCAAUUGUUCGAGAAGUGUCUGUCGGAACUGCAGCGGAAGUGUGA
Messenger RNA from Enterobius vermicularis (human pinworm), 261 nucleotides. Lineage: Eukaryota; Metazoa; Nematoda; Chromadorea; Rhabditida; Oxyuridae. The record is from the annotation of a GenBank genome assembly.